CUGCACCGUUCACAACAACAAAAAUAAUUGAAAUAAUAAAAACUAAUUAAAAACGAGUGAGAAUGAGGAAAGUCUCUCUUGAAAACUAGGAACCGCCUCAUCCUCUCUAUCUCAUGUCCUGUCUCUGCAAUUCUCAUGGACUCCAAGCCCCAACCUUCAGCUAAUGGUCCUCCCCCAAAGCCGUGGGAAAGAGCAGGCUCCUCAUCUGGUCCUGCACCUUUUAAACCCUCAUCAGCUGGUAGCACAAGUGAUGUAGUGGAGGCUUCAGGAACUGCUAGACCUGGAGAAAUAGUAUCAAGUGCUGAUAAAAGUGCCCCUAAUAACAGAAAUACUCUUGGUAGGCCUGUUCCCUCUAGGCCUUGGGAGCAGAACUAUGGAAGUAGCAACACUUAUGGAGUAAACUCAGGUUAUGGCUCUGGAAUGUCUGGAAUGACCGGAAUGUCUGGAACAUAUGGUUCAUAUGGUGGAACUGGAGGAUUAUAUGGUGGAACUGGAGGGAUGUAUGGUGGAGGUAUGUAUGGCAACAGCAUGUAUAGGGGAGGGUAUGGUGGGCUUUAUGGUGGGUCUUCUGGGAUGUAUGGAGCUGGGUCUUCUGGGAUGUACGGAGGUGGAAUGUACAAUAGUGGUAUGGGAGGCCCAAUGGGUGGUUAUGGAAUGGGCAUGGGUGGUCCUUAUGGAGGUCAAGAUCCAAAUGAUCCAUACGGUGCUCCUCCAUCUGCGCCAGGGUUUUGGGUUUCAGCACUCCAUGUGCUGCAAGGUGUGGUCAGCUUUUUCGGUCGGAUUGCAAUUCUGAUAGACCAAAACACCCAGGCAUUCCAUUUGUUCAUGACCGCUCUACUUCAGCUUUUUGAUCGCUCUGGUCUAUUGUACGGAGAGCUAGCUAGGUUUGUAUUGAGGAUAUUGGGAGUCAGAACAAAACCCAAGAUGGGCCCUCCAGCAGGUCCCAAUGGGAUUCCGUUCCCUGGGCCUGGCGGUCCCCAUGAGAACCGAAAUUACAUUGAGGGAUCGAAGGCCGCUCCUAGUGGUUCCUGGGAUAAUGUUUGGGGAAAUGAUACCAGUAAAUGAUGAGGCAACACAAAUUAUUGUCAUUUGAUUGGCAUGUGAAUCUUUGCUUCCAUUCAGGGAAACAAAAGAAAGAAGGAAAUGUCACCUGACUCCUCAUUUUUAGUGAAAAUCAGUGCGGAUAUGUUCAUAGGAGUCGAGUAAUCUCCGCAACUCAUACCAAAGUCGGUUUGUGGGUUAUUAGAUGGACAAGGAAGAAAAUAAUGUAUGGUAGAGCUUUGUAUCAUGGAUUUGAAAAAGAAAUUAAAGUCUGAAAAAAUUGGUAUGUAUUUGAUUAUAAAUUUACCAGCCUGAUUCUGCGUCUCAUGCGUAUAUACCAGAUUACUGCAAUAAAUAUUUAUUUACUCA
Molecule: messenger RNA, 1410 nt
Organism: Rosa chinensis
Lineage: Eukaryota; Viridiplantae; Streptophyta; Magnoliopsida; Rosales; Rosaceae
Product: peroxisomal membrane protein 13
Exons: 5
Coding region: 136-1065 (309 amino acids)
Biological process (GO): protein import into peroxisome matrix, docking
Cellular component (GO): peroxisome; peroxisomal importomer complex; peroxisomal membrane
Source: RefSeq, a predicted model, not a curated record